AUGGCCCAAGAACUUAAAAGCAAGGGCAAUGAGCUCUUCAAAGCGGGUGACUACACUGGCGCCGAAGACCUGUUCUCUCAGGCCAUCCAAAAGAAUCCCAACGACGCAACAUUCUUUUCAAACCGCGCGAUCACCAGGAGCAAACUAGCCAAAUGGGCCGACGUCGAACAUGAUACCCGCGCAGCAAUCGACCUUUAUGGCCUGAAGAACCCCACUGCCCUUAAAAGUUAUUGGUACCUCGCGCAAGCACUCCUCGAGCUCCAACGACCACAAGAGGCAUUCGACGUCGCGUCCGACGCGUACAAGCAGAGCCUCGUAGCGAAGAACGCACAGGCGGAAAACCUAUCGCGCACGGUUCUACGAGCGAAGCAGCAGAUCUGGGCCGCGCGGGAAACCUCGAGAGUCCGUGAGUUAGACGAGACCCUUGGCGCCGUGGAGGCGCUCAUCGAGGCCGAUGUGGCGCGUGCGCUUGGCGAGUUGCAGGGACGGCUGGACCGCAAGGAGAUCGGAGAGACCGGAUUCGGGGAAGAUCAGAGGGCGCUGAGAGAGGAUGCGGAGCAAAAGGUGAAGAACCUGCGGGAGGCUUUCCGCGUUGCAUCUAAGGGGGAGAUUCAGGAACGGAAUGUUCCCGAUCACUUGGUCGAUGGCAUUACCUUUGAGAUCAUGCACGACCCCGUUAUCACACCCUCUGGCGCAAGCUUCGAUCGCCUUGGCAUCACCAAGUAUGUUGAAAAGGCGGGUGUUGACCCUUUGACUCGAGCACCCAUGUCAGUGGGCGAUCUGCGAAAUAAUUACGCGCUCAAGGCGGCCUGUGAGGAGUUUUUGACACAUAAUGGUUGGGCGGUCGAUUGGUGA
Messenger RNA from Penicillium brevicompactum, 855 nucleotides. Its product is annotated as putative U-box domain protein. The record is from RefSeq and is a predicted model, not a curated record. Gene Ontology annotation, cellular component: cytoplasm. Gene Ontology annotation, molecular function: ubiquitin protein ligase activity; protein-folding chaperone binding. The transcript is spliced from 3 exons. Gene Ontology annotation, biological process: proteasome-mediated ubiquitin-dependent protein catabolic process; positive regulation of proteolysis; protein quality control for misfolded or incompletely synthesized proteins. The coding region runs from base 1 to 855 and encodes 284 amino acids. Lineage: Eukaryota; Fungi; Ascomycota; Eurotiomycetes; Eurotiales; Aspergillaceae.